AUGUACUCACGGAUGUUUGGGACUGGCAAACGUCAAACUUGUUGGAAAACACAUCGCGUGCGCCCGCCGCGACGGCAUGUGGCCGAGGCCCGCGAAGAGACCGACAGGCGCGCGAUUUCGCGUGAUAAACACAUCGUUUUUCACAAAAAAACACUGUCAAUUUUCGGUAAAAGUGCGGAGCGAGGCGAGAUGUGUCGUCCGUGGCCGCGUUCGCAUCUAAACGGCCCGAGUUUUAUGUUAGAUUACAGACGUAACUUUUAUAGAUCCUCGGUGCUAUAUAACGCGGUGGGCGGUUUCGGGGAAGACUGCUCCUUAUGUGGUCACAGUAAGGAGUAUAAUAGCGCGCAGGCACCGUUGCACGGGUGUCAU
This is a messenger RNA of Brenthis ino (lesser marbled fritillary), 369 nucleotides long. The record is from the annotation of a GenBank genome assembly. NCBI's taxonomy places the organism in Eukaryota, Metazoa, Arthropoda, Insecta, Lepidoptera, Nymphalidae.